CCAGUCCAACAGUGACUAUGGCUAAAAAGCUCACAAGAGGUAGAAAGAGCUCAUCGUCAUGACAGGAAAGUUUCUGUGGUUUGAAGGGAUACCCUUCCCAAGCCUGGAUUACUCACCUGAACUCCUGAGAGAGGUGCAGAAUUUUCUUAUUAAAGAUGAAGAUGUCUUACUGCUGACUUUCCCCAAAUCAGGAACAAACUGGUUGAUUGAAACUGUCUGCCUGAUUUACUCCAAGGGGGAUCCCAAGUGGGUCCAAUCUGAGUUCAUUUGGGACCGCUCCCCCUGGGUAGAGACUAAGCAUGGGUAUGAAUUACUAAAGGAGAAGAAAGGCCCACAUCUCAUCAGUUCUCACCUCCCCAUCCAACUCUUCCCCAAGUCUUUCUUCAAAUCCAAGGCCAAGAUGAUCUACCUCAUCCGAAAUCCCAGAGAUGUUUUGGUGUCUGGUUAUUUUUUCUGGAGGGGUGCAAAGUUUGUUAAGAGACCACAGUCACUGGAACAAUACUUUGAAUGGUUCAUCCAAGGAAACAUGCCAUUUGGAUCAUGGUUCGACCACAUUCGGGGCUGGAUGUCCAUGAGAGACAAGGAGAACUUCCUGAUACUGAGUUAUGAAGAGAUGAAAUGGGACAUGAGGAGCACUGUGGAGAAGAUCUGCCAAUUCCUGGGCAAGAAGCUAGAACCAGAAGAACUGAAUUCAGUCCUCAAAAACAAUUCUUUCCAGGUCAUGAAAGAAAACAAUAUGUCCAAUUUUUCCCUCCUGAAGGGUCAGUAUUUAGAGGAAAAUGGACUUCUUUUGAGGAAAGGUAUGACUGGGGACUGGAAAAAUUACUUCACGGUGGCCCAAGCUGAAAUCUUUGAUAAACUAUUCCAGGAGAAGAUGGCAGACCUUCCUCAAGAGCUAUUCCCGUGGGAAUAAUGCUCUAAAUAUUCCAGAUCUUAUAUGGAUAUUGAUAUUUGUUCUUCUGCCCUUAUGCAUGUGAGUGACUGAGGGUAAUUGCAUAAAACCUGUCAUUUCAUCCUGGUGUUUUGAAUGAUCAAAUCUCUGCAUUUGACAACUUGACUGUUAAAAUGCAUCAGGGUACCCCCUAAUUCCCUUUGUGGCAUCCAACUUUUUUAAAAUGUUUAUCAUGUUUCAUUUCAUUCCUAUAGAGUGGUAAAGAAAUAAUAUAACAAUUACCCACCAAUUAUGUCAAUUUUUAAAUAAAACUGAGAAAUAAAGUUACAAAGCAGA
Bubalus bubalis (water buffalo) is the source of this 1228-nucleotide messenger RNA. RefSeq names its product sulfotransferase 2A1. Gene Ontology annotation, molecular function: sulfotransferase activity. Gene Ontology annotation, biological process: sulfation. NCBI's taxonomy places the organism in Eukaryota, Metazoa, Chordata, Mammalia, Artiodactyla, Bovidae. The record is from RefSeq and is a predicted model, not a curated record. Gene Ontology annotation, cellular component: cytoplasm. The coding region runs from base 59 to 913 and encodes 284 amino acids. The transcript is spliced from 6 exons.